Molecule: messenger RNA, 423 nt
Organism: Rhizopus microsporus ATCC 52813
Lineage: Eukaryota; Fungi; Mucoromycota; Mucoromycetes; Mucorales; Rhizopodaceae
Exons: 6
Coding region: 1-423 (140 amino acids)
Source: RefSeq, a predicted model, not a curated record
AUGAGAAAAAAGAAAAGAGGGUUAAUUAAGUUACUAAGAACAGAGAAAAUAGGGCAAUCACACGUUACUUUUAAUACAACCAAGCCAGAGACCAAGCUCACGCAACUAUCAGUUUUGCUUAUUGUUCUAUUCAGUGAUUUUGAGACAGAAAGUCAAGCAUUUGAUCGCAUUGCAGAAAUGUAUGAGAACCAACUUGCUAAAGAAAAUCCCAACGUAGGACAAAUUCAAUACAGAGCUGAAGACUUGUUUCGAUUUAUUGAUUCACACAAAGAGUUUGUUGCGCUCGUUUUUGAUCCAAGAACAUCUACAUAUCGACCUCAUGAUAAAGACUGGAUCAAGGAUCGUUUGAUCGCACAUUUUAGCAGACAGCAAGCGAGUGCCCCACCAGGCCAACCUCGUCGCAAUAACAGACGUUAUCACUAA